Molecule: messenger RNA, 1235 nt
Organism: Rotaria sp. Silwood2
Lineage: Eukaryota; Metazoa; Rotifera; Eurotatoria; Philodinida; Philodinidae
Source: the annotation of a GenBank genome assembly
AUGCAAGAUGUUGAAACAAUCAUUUACUUUGGUCCCUAUCUUCGUGAUCUUCAUGAUGAUCUCAAACGACUACACUCGAAAUCAUUCUCUAAUCCAUAUUUCGAUACAUUUACCGUUUGUCGAGGUCAAGCGAUGCACAAAGCUGAUUUCGAUCGACUUCAAGCCAACAAAGGUAGUCUUCUUUCCUUCAAUUGUUUCUUAUCGACAAGCAUAGAUGAGCUUGUUGGCAAUGCUUAUGCAGAGAGCAAUUCGAUGCGUUCUUCUGAUCAAGAAAGCGUCGCAGUUCUCUUCGCCAUCACCAUCGAUGCUUCUCGAUCGGGAGCUCCAUUUGCAUGGAUCGAUGAUAUUAGUCAGUAUGAAGGAGAAUCAGAAGUUUUAUUUUCAACUCAUACAAUUUUCCGUACGAAAGAUAUUCGACGCAAAGAUGGCAAUGGUUGCGUAUGGCUUAUUCAAUUAGAAUUUACUGAUGACAAUGACGAACAAUUAAAAAAAAUAACAGAAGUUUUUCGCACACAAUUAGAUCAUGGUCUACCAAGUCGAUAUAGAAUCGCUUCACUUUUACAGCAAUUGACGCAUGAGGAUCAGGCCUUGAAACUAUAUCAAGAACUGCUCGAGCUCACAAAUAUCGAAGAGGAAGAAGCGUUUCUCUAUGGUCGAAUGGGAUCCAUCAAAUCCAACCAAGGUCAUUAUUCAAAAGCCAAGCCAUACUUUGAACGAGCCAUUUCAACCUUUGAAAAACUGAAUCCUAAUAGCAGGGAACGUCAGUUUCUCACUUUCAAGCACGCAGCCGAAAUCUACAGUGCAAUUGGUACCCUUUACUGCAGGUCGAAUGACAUUGACAAGGCUCUCUCCUUUUACAUGAAAGCAUUGAUGACCGAUCCGAAUGUCCUUGAGACUUUUUUUCAUAUUGCUCAGGCGCAUACUAAGCUAGGUCAAUAUCACCAAGCCUUAUGGUAUUAUCAAACAGUACUGAAGUGGCUGGAAGAUUAUCCUCAGGAUCAUCCAGAUGUAGCCAUUACUUAUGAUAACAUCGCUAGUAUACACAUGAUGUUAGACAACAAUACAGAAGCACUCAAAUUCUUUAGAAAAGCAUUGGCUUCGCGUGAAAAAAUUCGUCAUCCAUCUCUUGGACAGUCAUAUUCCAAUUUGGGCCGUUAUCACGCUAAAAUGGAAGAGAUUGUCGAAGCAGACAAAUAUUUCGAGAAAGCUUUGGACUUUUAUAAAACAUCGCCUCC